Molecule: messenger RNA, 1158 nt
Organism: Mercenaria mercenaria
Lineage: Eukaryota; Metazoa; Mollusca; Bivalvia; Venerida; Veneridae
Product: histamine H2 receptor-like
Exons: 1
Coding region: 1-1158 (385 amino acids)
Biological process (GO): G protein-coupled receptor signaling pathway
Cellular component (GO): membrane
Molecular function (GO): G protein-coupled receptor activity
Source: RefSeq, a predicted model, not a curated record
AUGGAAAGUUGUACGCAAGGCAAAAACGCCUGUUACGGCUUGGGAAACAUUUCUGAUAAUACACCCCAGGUAUUUGAAAACAAUAGUGGUUCGGAAAACUCUACAAACAGCUCCACACCUUACAUUAAUUGGUAUGAAUUACCUUCAACGGUCGAGAAAGCUACUAAGAUAUUCACAAAGACGACAGACGUGAUUUCAAUUGUUAUUUGCCUUUUGGGUAUAACAGCAAACGUUGUAUCUAUAGUUGCAGUGGCUAAUUUACGACAGAAAAUUACAACACAUUUAAAGUUAAUCAUCAGCUUGUGUUUGUCAGAUGGUUUGAUAUUGUUUGCCAACCUGUUCUUUUACAUAAUGUAUAUUUUAUCAUCCUGGUACGAAUGCAUAAGAAUCACAGUUAGAUUGACUACAGACAUUGCACUUCUUGCAACCCUCGUUAAUCUUCUUGUAAUGGCAUUGGAUCAUUACGGAGCCAUUAUGAAACCUUUACGUUACAGACAAAGGAUGACAAAUCUCCGAGGAAAUUGUGUUGUUGUUGGGGUGUGGACAGUGAGCACAUUUGGAGCAUUAAUUGAAGUGUUCCUAGGAAUCAGCUCUAGGACAGACCCCGACGAGUCACUAUGUGCUGUUAUUGCAUAUGGUAAUUAUGACUUCGAAAUUGUCAUUGUCGGAUUUAUUUUCUUUGUUCUUUUUGGUAUCGGCCUAAUAUACGGACAAAUAUAUGCCCGAGUAAGGAAAGCCAUGCCUCGGCGAGAGAGAGCCAGUGGCCACACGGACUCUGGAAGUAUAAAGGCUUUGAUGACCACAGUGUUGUUUAUUGGUACAUUUGUAGUAUUCUGGGCCCCACUUGGAAUAUACAACACAUAUAUGUACGUUAAGUCAACGGAUAGCCAAUACAUAAUACAGAAUUUGGAAAGAAUCACUUUAAUUACCGACAUUUUAUAUGUGAUUCUGCUACUGAAUGCCUUGGCCGACCCAAUAAUUUAUGCUAUUCGACUUCCAAAGGUGAAAAGGGGUUUCAUUGCUUUGUUUGCAAGCCAGUCACGAAGCAGUGCAAUCAUACGAGACAGAACUUCAACGAAGCAUCUACACAUGGAAAACAGAUCACAAAGCAGUAUAGUCAAACGUGACAGAACUUCAACUAAACAUCAACAAAUUUAA